Anisakis simplex (herring worm) is the source of this 2040-nucleotide messenger RNA. Lineage: Eukaryota; Metazoa; Nematoda; Chromadorea; Rhabditida; Anisakidae. The record is from the annotation of a GenBank genome assembly.
AGACAAGGCUGGACUCAGAAUUCCGGCGGUCCAGGCUCCAUUUCUAGAUCAGGUGAGCAACCCGGGACAGAUAGACAAGGCGGCUGGGUUCAGGGUUCCGGUACAGUGUCGAUUUCCAGAUCAGGUGAGCAACCCGGGGCAGAUAGACAAGGCUGGGCUCAGAGCUCCGGCGGUCCAGGCUCCAUUUCUAGAUCAGGUGAGCAACCCAGGGUAGAUAAACGACCAGGCUGGGUUCAAAGCUCCAGUACAGGCUCGAUUUCCACAUCAGGUGGGCAACCCGGGGCAGAUAGACAUGGCUGGGUUCAGAGUUCUGGCAGUUCAGGCUCAAUUUCGAGAUCAGAUGUGCAACCCGGGGCAGAUAGACAAGGCUGGGUUCAGGGUUCCAGUCCAGGCUUGAUUUUGAGAAUUGAUGAACAAGCCGGUACAGACAAACAAGGCUGGCUUGAGAAUUCCGGCGGUCCAAGCUUGAUUCUGAGAUAUGGUGAGCAACCCAGGGUGUUUAGACAAGGCCGUCGACUACCUCCAAGUAUGACGGGUGUUGAUGAAGGAGGUGCAUCUGCAUCUGCAUCUGCUGACGGCUUUCCAAUUAAUAUCACGACGUCAGGUGAAUUUGAUCGAACUGGUGAUUCGGCUGGCAGUUCUGAGGCAGCACUUAACAUUGACAUUGGGCAACUUGAAAGAGAAAUCAAUGCAGAUGCUCGUGAAAGUCGGCGGAUCGUAUUCAAAGGUUCGGGACUUCCGGCUGACCAGCAUUCAGACUGGACUAGCACAUCGUCGUUCGGCACUCCAAGCUGGACAACAACCUCGUGGACGUCACGUUCCACCAGCACAAGCUCAAGUACCACUCCUCAAAUGACUACAACCAGCCCCCCUACCACGACUAGUACCACAACUACAAGCACUACUAUCCCCCCGAGGACCACAACCAUCCCCCUUUUAACCACCACUAGUACAAGCACCUCGACCACUACCCCGACUACAACUUUGGCCAUAACCACAACUACAACACCUUUCAUGAUCGUAUGUCCAAAUGGUACUCGAACCACUCCGAAGCAAUUCAUGCCUAUGGACAGUGUCUCGAUCAAAGGAAACGGAAAGCAGAAUCGACGGGACCGUGGUGUGAUGCGGAAGGAGGAAUGCGAGAGCAUAGCUCAGCGCGAAUGUCUACAGGGUUAUUUGAUGGCCGACAACGGUACUUGCUUUACACUGGACACGGUCGACGGCUUCACCAGGGGGGGUGAGCCCAAUAUUGAGGACAGUUUUGUCAGUGACGAAGUGGACGCAUCUUUUGUGCGAAAUCUACGCAAGCGAUGUGAUCCAAAUAAAUAUAAUCACUUCCAAUAUAUAUUCAAAUCUGGUCCUGAGAAUAUAAUGUACUCUUUCAUACCGGUCAAUAAAUCCAUGUAUGCAAAAAUGGGCUAUAAAGGUCGUCGUAGUCGUUAUUCGUGUUAUUACUAUCGCCGAAAGCUUUGCCAGGAGACGUGCCCUCGUUCGCAUACAUUCUUUGUGAAAUCUGCAAAAGAUUUGGAAAAUGCAGCAACCGCAAUCGCCGAAUACAAUCGGAUGGCACCCCCCGAGAUACCGUCGUUACGUCAGUUCAAUAUGGGAUUCUAUUUCGCCCCGAAUAAUCGCUCAACCUGGGAGGAUGGAUCACCGUAUCACCCGACCGUGUGGCCCAGUUUUCCUGGCUCGACACGUCGGAUUAACGCGCAUUCUUGUGUUAAUUUCAAUUAUAAGACCGGUCAGUUCUUUCUGAUCUGUAAACCCUAUCUCGGUAGUUGUUAUGUUGAAUAUGAUGUUGCUCUGUGUGAACAUCGUUGUGUAAGUUUUCAAAUUCGUUCUCACUUCUAUUCAAGUCACUUCAAAAAACCAUAUUCUAUUAAAAACACUCGAACUAAAUCAUAUCAGUUGAGAAUUACAGUGAAAAAUAUCUCAACAUAUUCAAUUUAUUUGUAUUUGCAAAAAAUAAUUUUCAGACAAAUUGCUAAACUGGAUUCAUUUACUGGAAUACUAUCAACAAGGAUAUGCAUAACGAAGUGA